CUUACAUUUCCGGCUUUACCGCAUGAUGGAGAGUUCAGAUCAAAUACAAAUCUCCCGAUCCUUUGGCACAGAAACUGCUGGCACCUCAAAAGCAGAAACCACUCGCUUUCGAUUUGGCACCCGGACUAUUACAGCUACAGGCGCAUCUUCAGACGACGUGCAUCCUAAUGUCUUGCGUCUGCGAGUCAUGAAAAGCUGUUUUGACCGGGCACUUCAAUACUUAUUCUGGGUCAUAUCUGGAGCAACAGGCCCAUGGCUGCAAAAUAAAUUCCCAGAAUGGUUUCUGCCUGAGAGAAUUGUUCUGAAAUCCCAGAAGCCAGAUUGGGAAGAGGAAUUUGACAAGGAACUAAAAGCAUAUCAUCAACUUCAGCCUCUUCAAUGUGUCUUCAUACCUCGCUUCUUCGGCAUGAUUCAGUAUAAUAAUACCCGUACUCUGAUUCUUUCAGAUAUUGGAGGAAAAUGUCUCGCCACCCCUGAAGGCGCAGUACUCGACAAACAAGAUCUUCGGGUCUUGUUAGAUCAAACAUUCACAUCCCUGGCCGAUCAUGGUGCUUACCAUGAUGAUAUGAAGCUUGACAACUUUCAUCUGGUGACUGACCAGGGAAAGGAUAAGAUUAUGGCUGUUGACUUGGAGUCUGUUGAAUUCGACUUAUCUGGAGAAGAACUUGCUACCGUGGCCAAGGGAAGUACCGACUGGAUCAUAGAACAGUAUGAGAAUCACUUGGAGUGCAUGGAGUUCGAUUCAGUGAUCCUCCCCAAGCGGGCUCUUCGAACAUCAGUGUAGCUCACUCCGUUAGUGCACCGCCUUGAUUUCCCAGACUAGGGGUAGAUACAGAUAGCCUUGGACGUGCCACUGUCUUAAUAUUGUCACAUCUUUUCGUGCUGGCGUUGUGGGUUUUAAUAGUCUAUUUAUCUCCGCAAUUGCUACUUGGCAUGAAUUGUGCUACUGCUCAAAUGGUGGAAGGUAACUCAAGACUAAACGUUAUUCUUCAACCGUUCUUAGGCUAGGUGCCAAUAACAGGCCAAUCCUCAC
Fusarium verticillioides 7600 is the source of this 1033-nucleotide messenger RNA. RefSeq lists its product as hypothetical. The record is from RefSeq and is a predicted model, not a curated record. Bases 23 to 784 code for a protein of 253 amino acids. Lineage: Eukaryota; Fungi; Ascomycota; Sordariomycetes; Hypocreales; Nectriaceae. The transcript is spliced from 2 exons.